AUGUCGUCCGACAAGGACGUGCGCGUUGUCCACACGGUCUUUGCGGUGCGUGAAGACCAAGAUGGACGGCAGCCCGUAUUUGUUGACCAGCCCUUGAAACUUGACGCCAUGUCCAAGUCCUCAUCCUCAGUUCUCUUCCGUCUUAGUGUCUCCAUCACCGACAGCGCCUCGGCCAAAACCAUCAUUUAUCUGCAGAUCACACCUGACCGUAUCGCUUCGCUGCGCAAUACGACUUGCGACACGAGCGAUCGAAGCCCGCCUUGCCUCGAACAGGUUCGUCAGCAACUGGGCGGCAUUCGCUUUGUAACCCGCCUCCAGUUCCAGCUGCACAGCGGCAUCCAUGCCCAACUCGUUGUGCCGACCGGUUUCACUAUCGAUGAGGCCUCUGACAGCCUGAUGCGGCGUACCUUUAGCUCCGCCACCUUGCUCGCGACCGCUUCGUUGUUUUCCCUAUACGUUCCGCCCAACGCCUUGCCGAAGAUGAAGUUUCAAAGUUUGGCCCAGGCUGUUCGGCAGUUUCCGACUCUGACGGCAGCCCAGCGCCAGGCGUAUGAGCGCAUGGUGGAUCUGCGCAGGCUGUAUCAUGGGAAAGGUGGCAUUGUGUUUAUACCCGAGUACCACAAUAGUCCUCUGCCGGAUAAGGACCGCAAAAGAUCUUCCACACCGGCCACGACCGACUCGUACGCGACGACCGUUCCCUUUGACACCCCCCCACGUUACCAAGAGUCACCACCGCGGUAUGACAAAUGCCCGAGAGACGGACAGCAGCCGAAGCCCAGGUCAGACGCCAAAGCCAUCUCCGCCGAAAGUCCCGGCGGCGACUGUGCCCCGCCGGGGUAUAACGACACCGAACGGCAGCACAGUGUGUCGAAAGCUACGAAGCGCGUGCUGCACUGCGGGAGCGAAGACAUCGAUCUACACCCAACCUACAAGAAGAAAUACUCGCGUGCUACCGAUUGCACAACGUCGGCGUCUACAAGAAACGCCCAACGUCCACCAAAAAUGUCGUCAUCUCAACUUGUAGAGCCGGACUGCUCCGAAAGCAGGUUGAAGUUCCUGCUUGAACGGCAACGCCAACAAAUUAAACAGCUGCAAGCGGAUAUCGAGGGACUUCAACGGCGCAACAAAGAGCUCGAGGGACGACAUGACGAGCUGGAGGAAAACUGGUACGAUUUGGAGAAUCGUCAAGUCGAAUCCGAAGAGACCAUUGAGUCUCUGCUCAUCCACACUGGCGAGCUUGAUGACGAGUGCGAGAAGCUUGGGAAACAGAUGCCAGACAUUUGCGAAGAGAUGGAAGACUGGAUGAAGGACAACAUGGGAGACAGGAUGAAAGAAUCUAUGGAGAGCUGGUUCAAGGAGAAUAUGGCGGAAACCAUAAAUGGAUAUAUCAACGACCAAGUGGCAGCCCAAAUAGCUCAAGUGAAGACAAAGAUGCGCAGAGCCCUUCAAGGCUAG
Messenger RNA from Colletotrichum higginsianum IMI 349063, 1455 nucleotides. Its product is annotated as ankyrin. The record is from RefSeq and is a predicted model, not a curated record. The transcript has a single exon. The coding region runs from base 1 to 1455 and encodes 484 amino acids. Lineage: Eukaryota; Fungi; Ascomycota; Sordariomycetes; Glomerellales; Glomerellaceae.